Molecule: messenger RNA, 837 nt
Organism: Capronia epimyces CBS 606.96
Lineage: Eukaryota; Fungi; Ascomycota; Eurotiomycetes; Chaetothyriales; Herpotrichiellaceae
Exons: 3
Coding region: 1-837 (278 amino acids)
Source: RefSeq, a predicted model, not a curated record
AUGUUUCUCUUCGGCAAGUCGCUGGCCGGCGCCGGUUACGUCGUGCUCAACACGAUUCGAGUUAUGAAUAUCAUCGCCCUCCUCGCUGUUAUCGCCGCAAGUUCAGUCAUGCUGGUCAAGACUUUUAUCGUCUCCAAAUUCUUCUUCUUUGACGCCUGUGAGCAUGUCAUUCGAAGCGUAAUCAGUGGAUUUCUCAUACUCACUGAACUUCCUCUCUUCAAAUCCUACAUUUCUCGGAACUGGCCGCUCUUCAGUGCUCGAUCCAGCUUUGUCAUGCUCGGGGUUUCGAUGGUCUUUCUCGGAAACGGCAUACUGGGAAAUCUGAACAAAGAAGCAACAAGUCAGAAGAGUCUGGGUCUACCAUUCUGGCGCCUUGUGAUUGCUUCGGGGAUCAUAGUACUUGUGAUGGGAUCGAUCAAUGUCCUGGCAAGCUACGUUUUUAGCGACAGCAGAGCGCAUCUUACAGCUCGACAAGUCCGAUCUCAUGGUGCAGUGGCAUCUCACAAAGCUGAUGUGGAAGCCUCCACGCCCAAACCACCCAGUCGACGCAGUCACUACCGAUCCUUCUUCCUCGGCAGCAAACGCGACUCACUUCCUUCUUACUACUCUCGCAAACAUACCGAACGCAGCGACAUGGCUCAGACACCGAAGAUGCACCUUGCUAUUUCGAGUCCCUUCACCCCAGGCCAGCCUCUCACCAAGACGGCACAGAGUCCAGGAGCAGCGAGCUCAAAGUACAGCCAGAGUCCGAGCAGUGAGCGACACGUUGCAAGCCCCGAGCUCAACAGACCGGAUUUGGCACAUCAUCCUGCCAUCAUACACGGACAGGCUCUUUAG